UGUAAUUUGCGUUACUGAGACUUGGUUUCAAAGUGACUUUCUUGACUUCAACAUUUCUUUCAAUGGAUUCAAUUUAUUGAGGCAUGACCGCAUGCAUAAAAAAGGGGGAGGAGUUGCAGUGUAUUGCAAACAAAAUCUUAAAUUCAGACUGCUAGCAAAGUCGAAUAAUAGUGAAAUUGAAUACAUCUUUACUGAAAUAUCUCAUGGGGAAACAAAAUCAUGUGUGUACAAUCCUAUGUUGAGGAGGACUUUCAGCGUAAACGUGCCUAUGAAAAAGCUAAUAUACGACACCAGUUGCAAUUGUAUUUGAGUGGAGGAAAAUGGAAGGGCGACGAGAUAGGAAAUGACGAUCAUACCAUCAUUUGCGCUGAGCCUUUACCCCAGGAUCACCAAAUCAGCGAAAAACCGCAACAAGAAAACGAUGCGAAUUUGCAAGUAUCGACUCAUCAUGAUAGAAACAACAACAUAACUUGCCGUUCUGAUCCGGAUGGUGCUGUUUCCACAUUGUCACCGCGCUGCGCCGGCACUCAUCCUAUGGUGAAAGUCGACAACGCCAACAUUUUCAGGGAAAUACGUCAACCGUACGGGUCGAUGCACCAUCGUUGCUAUGAUUCCGAUUGCGGUGAAGAAAGCGACACAGACGUGAUGGAUUUGGCCAAUUUCCGCCAUUCAGCCACUUUGCUAGAACCAUAUCUUCAAUCCAUAAUCAAUUAAAUGAAUUGCUAUAUUUUACAUUUGUUAUUUUACAAAAAUUUCAGUUAUUACUGUUGAAAUAAAGGUACACAAAGUUUAACAAUUCUUUAUCCAUCUGUCAUAGAUUUGCGGACUUUUUUUGCAAACUAAUUUUGAAAUAAUUUGUAAACAAGUCCAAUAGG
This is a messenger RNA of Rhagoletis zephyria (snowberry fruit fly), 875 nucleotides long. RefSeq lists its product as uncharacterized. Lineage: Eukaryota; Metazoa; Arthropoda; Insecta; Diptera; Tephritidae. The record is from RefSeq and is a predicted model, not a curated record.